Penicillium olsonii is the source of this 3066-nucleotide messenger RNA. The record is from the annotation of a GenBank genome assembly. NCBI's taxonomy places the organism in Eukaryota, Fungi, Ascomycota, Eurotiomycetes, Eurotiales, Aspergillaceae.
AUGCCGGGGACUCUGGCAGAUGGACCUACGGUCUCCAUGUCUUUUGCCAACAACUUUUGGGGAAAAGAUGAUGCAGGACUUCAACCUAUGUUGGAUCGUGUACACGGUUCCAAAAUCACAAACGACGAACUAAAGGUGUUCUACAACAUCCGAGCUUCGAUCGAAGAUGAAUAUGCGCGCAAACUUAUGGCCCUUUGUCGCAAAUCACUAGGGUCAUGCGAGAUCGGCUCACUCCGCUCCUCCCUUGAUGUGGUGCGCGGCGAGACUGAAGCGAUCGCCAAGUCACAUGCAUCAAUUGCCUCACAAAUGAAAACCGAGUUAGAGGAGCCGCUAUCUGCAUUUGCCAGUGGUAUCAAGGAGCGAAGAAAGAUUAUCCAGCAAACCAUUGAGCGCCUUCACAAAACAAAAAUGCAGCAGACACAAACUGUGAACAAGACACGCGAUCGAUACGAACAAGAUUGCCUUCGCAUUAAAGGAUACCUCGCUCAAGGGCACAUGGUGAUGGGCCAGGAAGAGCGCAAGAAUAAGGCGAAGCUCGAGAAGACCCAAGUCCAAAUGGCUUCCAACAGCAAUGAAUAUGAAAAUGCUGUAAAGACACUCGAGGAGACUACUGGACGCUGGAACAAGGAGUGGAAGUCUGCGUGUGAUAAGUUCCAGGACCUGGAAGAAGAGCGAUUGGAUUUCACAAAGAGCAGCCUUUGGACUUAUGCAAACAUAGCUUCGACGGUUUGUGUCAGUGACGACGCCUCUUGCGAGAAGGUUCGCCUAUCAUUGGAGGAUUGCGAAGUGGAAAAAGACAUCAUCUUCUUCAUCAAGGAACAGGGAACCGGCCAGGAAAUCCCCGAUCCCCCGCGCUUUAUCAACUUCUGCAAGGAUGAUGAUUCGAGCUCCGAGAUGGACGAAUCCGAGGGAUACUCAGUGGCCCAGUUCCAACGCACUAUGAACCCUGCUUUCCGCACAUCUUCGCCUCAACCCUCUACAUUCGAGUCGCACCACGACCCACAGUCAGAUCUUGCUGCUCAAAUGGGGCAUAGUGCUGCGUCUCCUACAACCACCCAGCAACCUCAGAUGCCACCUCCUCAAAUGCCACCAGCUCAAAUGCCACCCCCUCAGAUGCCACCGGCCCAGAUGCCUCCUCCACAGAUGCCGCCGCAAAUGCCUCCUCAGAUGUCUCCAUCUCACCCUCAGCACCACCAUCGGUCUCAGCAUUACUCCCAAGAGCAGCAUUAUUCCCAGGAGCAGCCAGCCCCUCUGGACUUCCGUCGCGGUGGUGCACCACCUCCGAACUAUGAUCCUGAGCAACACGGGGAGAUUGGAGCUGUUCCUCACAACGCCUAUCCGACGGAUGGCAUGACCAUGUUCUGCCGGACGGGGCCUCCUUCAGAGCGCAGCUCAGCCACUAGCGCGUAUCGUCCAUCGAGCCGUGAUUCCCAGAGCGAAGUGUCUAAUCCUACCUCCUUGUCUAGUGUCGAGGCAACUCCAACCAAGAAGUCUAUCCCGAAGCCAACAAACAGCGCACCACUACCAAGCUCUGGGGAUGAGAAGUCACCAAAGAAGAAGAGUGCGUUCUUUAGCAAUAGCCCCUUCCGCCGCAAGAGCCGUCAUGAUAAGGAAAGACCUGUCAUUUCUUCACAGCAUGCUGCCUCUGCACAGCCAGCUAGUGCAUCAAACUCGGCUCCUCGAGGGGGAUGGGAUUCUCCGACUAAGCAAAUGAGCCCCCCUAAGCCUAUCAGUCCACCCAAACAGGUCAGCCCGCCCAAGCCUGUCAACCCGCCUCAGCAAGUCAGUCCUCCCAAGCCGAUUAGCCUGCCUAAGCAAGCCAGCCCGCCCAAGCCUGUUAGUCCACCAAAACAAGUCAGUCCUCCCAAGCCAGUCAGUCCUCCCAAGCAGGCCAGUCCGGUCAAGCCAAUCACAAGCGCCCCUGGUCGUCGUUCCGGAAGUCCAGAACCCGUUGAUCCUCGAGCCAACUUCCAACUCAACGUCGGAAAUAACGUCUUUGAUGUUGCAUCUCCAGAAAAGGAUACAUCUAACAAAUCCACACAGCCAGCCCAAGGUGCCGAAGAUGAUCUAGAUCCGAUUGCCCGAGCCCUUGCCGACCUCAAAACCAGCGGCAAGCAGUCAGCUACCAGGGUAUCGGCAGAUAGGUAUCAUGGCAUUUCGACCCCCACGCCUUCGGCCCCUAAUUCCACGUAUGGUGGUAGCAAUGCCAGCGUUAACGCCCCGCCCGCAUACAAUGACCCUACCGUCAAGCGACUAGGAGCGCCGCAGCCGGCAUUUACUGCAAAGCAAAUGCACAAGACAACUCAAAAGUACACUGGUCAAACCCAGAGUAUGCUCCGAGGUGCCAACAACAGCAUGGGAUCCAGACAUAGUGGUCAAACCCAAGAAGCGCCGCGGGCUCGGUCACCUGCGCCUGCGCCACGGCGUAGUGUCAGUCCUCAGGUUCAGUCCCCCCGGGUUGACACGAGGAUGAGCCAAAACAGUGGCAGAGGACCAAGCCCCAGCCCUAGCUCGUAUCAGUCCAACAGCAUGCGGAGCCAGUACAGCGCAUCGCCUACUCCACGUCGCACUCAAGAUGCGCCAUACUCUCCCCACGACUUCAGCCGCAGAGCUUCGCCUGCCAUGAGUCACCGUGCGGUUUCUCCCCAGCCACAGUUCAGACAGCAAACCCGUCCAUCUAGUGCUGGCGGUAUGGAGCUACAGCUAUCCGGAAGCCAUGAUAUGUACGGAGCCAGUAGCCCCGGGGGAUAUGCCAGCUCGGUUCGAUCCAGUGGCCGCCCAUCAUCCACUUAUGGAGACAGUGCUCCUCCCCCUACUCGACCCAGAAGCCGUACUAUGGCGGUUGCCGAGCCUGGGCGCAAAUUUAGCCGUGACGGCAGACCAAUCUUGCACUUCGCUCGUGCCAUGUACACUUACAACGCUGCCAUUCCCGAAGAGCUCGGCUUCGGCAAGGGUGACGUUCUCGCCGUUCUCCGUCUGCAAGAUGACGGAUGGUGGGAAGCCGAGGUCACAAAUGCCCGUGGCCGCCCUGGCCUUGUGCCUAGCAACUAUCUUCAAAUCAUUUGA